Porites evermanni is the source of this 6128-nucleotide messenger RNA. The record is from the annotation of a GenBank genome assembly. Lineage: Eukaryota; Metazoa; Cnidaria; Anthozoa; Scleractinia; Poritidae.
AUGUCUUUAAUUGUAUUAGAAGAUUGUGAAGAAAAAGCCUUCAUACAGAUCAUCAAGUAGGUUACAAGUUCACUUAUACUUAUACAAUUAAGGACAGGUCAGCCAAAUUUGUGGGGCAGGGCAUUGCUUAUAAAUUUCGUUGUUUUUGUACACCAAGAGAUACACUGUAUAAGCUCUACUAUUGACAACUUAAAUGGUUUUCAUUAUUGCUUGAUUUGUAGGGGUAAGAAUGCCAUCCAUCUGUAAGAUCUGUGAACAUGCAAUAAUUAUAAUGUAUUUAAUGCAGCAUUAAGACUUAGCAGGCGGAAAUUGUGAAUUGUUACUGAAUAGUACAAGUCUGAAAAAAAAUUUUUUACAGAGAUCAUAAGGAGGCAAGUCAUUUUUAGGAAUUCAUGUUUUGUUGUUAACAUCUCCUUGACCUUCCAGAGCUCCAAGUGCUUGCAACAAACAUACUCCUGUUGUGUACAUCUCUUCAGGACCCCUGUCAGGUAUCAUGCAUGUGCCACAUGAAUUCAGUUUUAUCACACACAUUGUAAGUUGUUGAGUAUAUUAGCCUCUGUAGAGUCAGAGCGAUACAAAAGUCUAUUGCAAGCCUGAAAAAGCACUUAAAUGCCUAAAAGUCAGCUUUUUAUUAACUCCUUCGAUAUAAGACUAUUAGUUCUGCUUUUCAUUCCCCUACCGAUGAAGAGUGAUAAAGCACCUCAGUUUGCUUAGAAAUCCACCCAUUUAUUCCUUUUUUCAGCAUUUGACAAUCAAGAAAUUUUUAGUAAGUCCUUUAGCUGCUUAGAAAAAGCAGUUUUCUUGGCUUGGCCAUCAUCUAGUUGCUGAAAGUGUGAAAAGUGCCUACUAUAAUGAAGCAAACAUUAAUAGUACCUAAGGUAUUUGGCUAUAUAUUUCCCCUUACAAACAACAAAAUUGGUUACUUUAAAAGGAUGCAUUCCUCUUUUCCAGAAGAUCUCUUACCAAACAUUGAGUAUAUUGACUGUUUCAUAUAUGAAUUGAUACUGGUUUAGGUGUUGUGAGAGACUUGAUGCAAGAGCAGUUCAUUGAUGAGCUGGUAUUCAAGUGCUUGACACUGGAAGAUGAUCUGGGAAGGGCUGUUGCUCGUCUGAAAACACAGCCUGGGCAGUUUGCUAGUAAGUGCUCUAUUUAGACACUAGCUGUUAUUAAAAUAAACAGCAGGCUCCAGCUAAUCAAACAGUGGAAAAUGCUAUCCAUGAAGUAUUUGGAGUGGUUUCCCCUAUAGCUAUCCACUGAAUAGUUAUUUGUCUGUUAGACAGAAGGCCUUCAAGGGGGAGAGGUGGGGGGGGGGGGGGGGGGAUGCUGUCGCUUUGUUGGCCAUUUGCCUGUAAAGAAUAAAUGGUUAUAAUUUUUUAAUUAACCUUUCUCCCUUGAGGGGACCAUUUUUGAACAAUACCAUGAUUAGAAAACUUUCCAAAGGAAAUUUAAAAAAAGUUUUAAAUAAGAGAAGAGAUCAGAGUUUGUCAUUUUGCUACUGAAACAGCCAAAAUGCAAAAGUGAACAGAUGAGGCUUUCACUACUUCAAAUUGGAUUGUCACUAUCACAAUUAUUUCCUCCUUUUGCAUUGAUUGUUGGUGCUUUCUGAGAAGGUUGUCGCCUGUUUCCAAGGCCAUGUUGCCUGUUGCUUCCACUCCAUGGAAGCCCUCAGUUAGGGUCGUUAGGGCUAUCCAUCCCUCAAACAGCUGGGGCCAGAAAUAAGGCUGUGGUCUAAAAAAAGACAAUUUUUUAAAAAAAUUAGCUGAAUAAGGCCAGGGUGCCACCACUACUUAAAAGUGCCUUUUCAACAGAAAAGAUUGUUUUGGACUUCUUUAAAAAAUUCCAUCAUAAUUUGUCUGCAGUUACACCCAAGUCAAAAAGGUCCGUCCGCCCGAGAAAAAGAACACCUGAUCAUGGAGCAGCCUUUUCAUCCCCAAAUUGCAUGUUUUCAGGUAGGUACCUGUGUUAAUUUAAGAGAAAACGUUUUUUAAAGCUUAUACAGUGGAACCCCGUUAAUGCAACUACCGUUGGGCCAUAAAAUCCUGGUCGUAAUAACGAGGUGGUCGCAUUAACGGGGUCUUCAAAAUAAUAAAAUGACCCAGUGGUUUUUACGUUGGGUUUGAUAGAAUAUGGCCGUAAUAACAAGGUGGUCUUAUAAACGGGGUGGUCGUAAGGCGCGGUUCCACUGUAUACAGUUUUCAUUCAGUAGAAGUGUUGAUGACACCACUAAUAACAAGGUGCUGAACAUUUUAUGUUAACUAGACUUUAUAAUAAAAUAUAGCUCAACUCAUCAUUGCAUUGCUGAUCCAAGCAGUUAUCUAUGUAACAGUAAUAAGUGAAAAAUUUUUAUAAGUUAGACUCCUUUACUUUGAUAGGUGCAGCAACUUCAUCUGUUGUGUCACCAACACCACAUGGGUUGGAUUAUGCACAAAUAAAUUCUCUCAUAGCGACAACGCUAUUUAAGCAGCAACAAGACUCUGCUCAGCAUGAAAGUGAUCCUCAUCUCUUCUUAGAAGGUGCACUUUGCAGCAAUGUUGCUCAGCCAUGCCCUGGACUAAGCUUUCAUACUCAUGAAGAAAGCAACAAGAUGAUUAAACCAGACGGUUGUGCUAAAGGAAUGCACCCCUCAAGCAUUAUGGCAGAAAAUCAUUCUCUGCCGAACAUACAUCAGUGGUUUCCCUCUGUUACUAUUGCUGCUAAUGGCAGACGAGAAGUGAGAACACACAGCAAUGUCAAAAGGGAAGAGAAAUGUUUGGCUGGAGGCAAAGAGGAAGAAAAUAACAAGACCCCCGUAAAAGCCAGUGAUAAGCACUUUUCCUCACCCAGGUAACAAAUUUGGUUGCUAGAUGGGUGGCUAGUUAUUUGGGUGGGUGGCGAGGGAGAGUUGGAGGGUGGGUAACUGGUUAAGGGGUGGAUGGAUGGCGGUGGGACGCUUCUUAAUUGUAAUUGUGAGGUCUGUCAAGCAUUAGAAAUGAACUGAUUUUGUAACUAAGGAUAAAAAUAUUCGAGAAAUUUCACAUAUUCUUGAUGCAAUGUCUUGCUGAGUUUAAAGACUUCAAAGUAAAUAUUGUGCAGGCUUGUAUCUGCAGGGGAAUUCUCGCUUUUAAUGCCAGUUUACUAGAAACAAAAGUACUCAAAAUCGCAUUUUGUAAAUCGGCGUCGUUUUCCAGUUGUUUCUUCAUUCAAUUUCAUGGACUCAAGUUUGGAAAGAAAAAGGAACUCCCCGAAACAGACAAAACAGCGAAAGAGGUCAAGGUCAUCUGCUGCGGGCGGGACAGCUGCUGAGAGGAAAGAACUGCACUUAGACAAGGAAAAGAAACGAAGGUAUUGCCGAUGGAAUUGAGUUCAGUAAAAACCCGCAACUAAGAACCUGGUUUUAAGAACUUGUUAGACCAAAAUGUGCCAUUUAGGCCCCCUCUAUAUAAGAACCUGUUUAGCCUAAUUUUUGAAAGAGAAAAACAAUUCUGUACACUUGGGCAACAUUCAGAAUCCUCUUUGGAGACAUAGGUGCCUCAUCACUCCAACUCACUGCAAUGUAAUGGUAUGCAGAUUUUAUAUAAGUAAAAAGCUGAAUAUACCACUAAAUACUCUUAGCUUCAUUGUUUGUUUUUUCUUCAGGAAAUAGGAACCAAUUUAAGGUCCUACAUAGCCUAAUAUUGUGCUAAUUGCCAUUUAUGUAAGAACCUGUUUAGGCUAACUAGAGAAAAUGGAGGUUCUUAGUCUCGGGUUUUUACUGUAUUAUAUAACGAUACUGUAUUUUUGAACGGAGCAUGCUAAUGAGAUUCAUCUGAAAAAGGGAUAAGUCCGUGCGCAUUAUACUACUAACGUCGUGUCUUCUUCCGAUCUAAUCAGUUAUAAGCUUAGGGAAGGUGCCCCGUUUAUUUAGAGACAGUUGAAAAUUGGAGGGCAAAAUGGAGAAUGUUAAGCUUUUUUCGGUGUAUCACAUGUAAUACUACCAAUUUCUAUUAGUUUUUGCGAUAACGGUAUAAAACCAAACAAAAGUAGUAAACUCGUUAUAGUUUGCAAUAGCCCUGACAUUGGAAUUUCAAUAAGUUCUACCACUUCUCCCCGGAUAAAAUUAAGGGUGCGUUCCUUUGAGAUGAUCCGAAUCACUUUCAGGAUCAGUGAUCCGAGAUCACUCGGAUUAUGGUAGAGCAAAUGAAGCAGUGAAUCCACUCUGGACAAGGAUUCAUCGGUUCAUUUGUUCUACCAUGAUCCGGGUGAUCUCGGACUACUAAUCCUGAUCCGGAUCAUCCCAAAGCGGAACGCGCCCUUUAACUUCGUAUUCAACGGCAACAUCAUUACAGUGCUUAAAGGAGGUAACCUGGAGCCUCUGCUUACAGGGUAGAGGUGAGGGGCAUUGCGGGCCAAUUAUUUGAGGGAUUAAAGAGACGAAUGCGUGAAUAGCGCAGUAUUUCAUGGAACUAUGGAGUUAAGUAUUAGAGAGAUUUAGAGUCACGUUUACGACAAACGUUCAAGUUAGGAAAAGAGCAGCAAAUAACAGGUCGAUACUAUUCUCAUGGAUAGAACUGACGUGAAUCUACCGAUUUUCGUGUAGUUACGAUGGCAGUAAACCACAAGCCAAAGGGAGAACUUGGCCACGUUGUAAAAACUCGUGUAUGCCGUAAGCGCGACUCUAAAUCUCUUUAUUGUUAAAGGGUAGCUAUGCCAUGAAAACAAAUGCGAAUACAAUAACUACACGUUUUUUGUUGCCCAUUGUGGCCAGAAUUGGCCACCUGCAAUCUGUAACCAAAAAGGAAGACAAAGUAUGAAUUGAGGCUGUAUGCAAAGACCAUGUCACAGGAAAAAAUAACGGAUUCCCAUUUUUGGAUAUUUUUGGGUAUUUAAAGAAUACUCAUAAAAAUCCCAAAUUUGGCAAAGUGAGACAAGUCCCAACCAGGGAAUUCCCAACCAAGUUCCCAGAUUGGGACUUGUCUCACUCUUCCAAAUUUGGGAUUUUUGUGGGUAUUCUUUAAAUACCCAAAAAUAUCCAAAAAUGGGAAUCCGUUAUUUUUUCCUGUGUGUCGUAUCUCUUUCUCCAGAGAACGAAUUACACAAUCAUGGCACUGGCUACGUCAGCUUGUACCUAACUGUGACGCGUAUGCAGACAAGGCUACAGUAUUUGAGAUGAGCGUUGCAUAUUUACACCACUGCUGGAAAUACCAUGCACCCAUUAUACAGCAAGUAAAUAAGGUGUGUUAUUUCAUACCUACAUGUAUACAAUGGUAUAGUGAAUGACAGUCUUAGGCGUUACGUGAGUAAAUGAUAAUGAUGGUAAUGAUGCAAGUGACGGAAGCCAGAUUUGUAGUUUAAAACAAAUCAUUUGGGCCAUUUACACAAGGGAAAAUAAGACGCAUUUUAAAUAAGAUGUAAACUGUCCCGUUUUUGAAGCUAAGUGUUACGUUUUUCUAGGGCCCGAAGGCAAAUUUUAAAACCCAAACCUGUUGAAUUGUAACACAGUUCGCAGCUCACAAACUAGCCAAUUUGCCUCUUUAACUGAUAGUUUCAUUGUAAUCAUUUUCAUAAUAGUUGACACAAAACAAAAAGGUGCCGGGACGUCCAGGUAGUUACACAGUUUUAUAUCAGGUACUCAAAGUGUACUUACACAGUUUUAUAUCAGGUACUCAAAGUGUGAACACAACACCAUUUUGUGCCAGUACCCCGGCUCUAGUUCCCUUUACAAGGCAUGGGUUUCCGGUGCCCACUAUUGUUACUGCGCACAGUUUCUGCGCAUGCCAAGGUAGUUGCACGCGACGCAAAAGAAAUGCACAACACGCAGGACACGCGGACUGGUUUUGUUUCCUCUAAGUCUAUUAUCUACUCUCACAUAGUCAAUACCUGGGAAAAAAAAACUUCCCAUUAGUGGGCACCGUCCUUAAAAGAUUGGAGAGGGUCAGACUCGCUCUGAUAGCAUCUGAUAGAUCAAACCUGCAGGGGUCAAUUCAGUGUUAUGUGUGCAGCUCUUACCGAGUGAUUCUGUGCAAUGUUCCUUUUUCUAAUAGGAAUUUCUGUUCCUGAAUACUAGCAACAUAUCCUCAGAAGAUUUGGAGAGAAAUAUUACCGAAAUUCUGGAAAAGGAAGGAAGAGCUUUCGGAACAAGGGUGGAGUCCGGAUCGUGUAAAAAAUCGUAA